Messenger RNA from Mytilus trossulus (common blue mussel), 1947 nucleotides. RefSeq names its product E3 ubiquitin-protein ligase Midline-1-like. NCBI's taxonomy places the organism in Eukaryota, Metazoa, Mollusca, Bivalvia, Mytilida, Mytilidae. Gene Ontology annotation, molecular function: zinc ion binding. The transcript has a single exon. The record is from RefSeq and is a predicted model, not a curated record. The coding region runs from base 1 to 1947 and encodes 648 amino acids.
AUGGCGACACCCACUAAGGAUACUGAACAUUUCGAUGAUUUGUUAACUUGCACGAUUUGUUUGGAAAUAUUCAAACUUCCGAAGUAUCUACCAUGUCUUCAUACCUUCUGUGAUUCGUGUAUUAAUACCUAUAUUGUGUCAUCUGUGGCAAAGGGAAAGAUAACCGAGGGAUUUACAUGUCCUGUAUGUCGAAAAAUCGUAUCAGGAGGAGACAAAUUAGAAAAGCCAGAAUUAUGGGCGCAAUCGCUCCCAAGCAAUCAUUUUGUUACCUCAAUGUUAGAUAAACUAGCAAUACAAAAGGCAGAAAAAAUGUGCGAUUCUUGUGUCAUUAACAAAGAAAGUACAAAAGCGAAAAGCUGGUGUCCGAUUUGUGAAGAGGCUUUCUGUGACCAAUGUGAGAAAUAUCAUAAAAACUUAAAGAUAUCAGCACGGCAUAAACUUUUCAGCAUUCAGGAAAUGCAGUCCGGCGGUACACCAUUCAAAGUAUGCGAGGUACAAAACUGUGAAGAUCAUCCAGGAAAGAUUGUCGAAUUUUAUUGUUUGGAUCAUUCACAACCUUGUUGCACGUCGUGCGGUACACUAACUCACCGUAAAUGUGAAAAUGUCACUUCAAUUCAAAAAGCCGCUUCCGGUAUCAAACAUUCACCGAAAGCGUCUGGUUUAUCACAAAAACUAACAGAGCACGUGAUUCAGUUAGGUGAAAUUAUUGAAGAUCGAAAUACGAAUUUAGCUGAUGUUGAGAAUUCAACAGGAGAAAUUAGGACAACAGUGGCUAAUAUAAAAACUGAAAUUUCAAGGCAUAUAGAUCGAAUAGAAGAAACUCUGAUAACCGAGUUGACCUCAACCAAGAAGCAAGUUGAAAUAGAAGUAAAAGACGAAGUUGGUGUUCUUUCAUCAUACAGAGGCGCUGUUAAAAAAUGGAAAACAGUGAUAGACAGUGUUCUAGAACAUGGGUCCGAUGAGCAAUGUCUGAUGGAAAUUAAUAAAAUCGAAUCUAAAAUCUCAGAACUUGAACAAGAAAUUGAAGAUUUGGUGAAAACAAUAAAGAGUGUUUCAGUUGUUUUUAGCCCUUCUCCCCCUAUUGCAGAUUUUAUCAAAAAUGCCCAGACGUUUGAAAGAAUUAAAGUUGACAAAUCCGCUGUUAGUUUUUUGAAUUUUAACCUUGAGAUGAAAGUAGACAAAGUCGACUUCCGCACUGGAAAUAUUAACAUUCUACAAGUUAUCGACGUGUGCAAUGGUACCGGAACAACGUCUGGAAUAUUUAUACACAACUUUCUACUUUUUACAAUUCAUAACAAAAAGAAAGUAGUGAAAUACAACAGUGAUGGACAAAGUUUGCUAUCAGAAUUGGCCCUUCCAGGUUCACCGGAGGACAUUGCUGCGGUAACACACUUCAAAGUUGCAGUAUCAUCUUAUGGGCAAGGAGUAUGUGUAGUAGAUAGUAAUAAGAUGGUAUUGUUACAAACCUUGAAUUUACCAGGUAUACCAGUGUAUGGAAUAAGCUUUGUUAAUGAAGACACAUUUAUCGCUUGUCAUAGUUACACACUUACAUGGAUAAACGUUUCAUCGGGACAAACAAUUAACAAAAGGACGACCAGUAGUCAAUCGUUCUUUGUGUUAUCGUUAUCACAAACCGAUUACAUGUUUGCCAACAGUUCCAAUUCUGUCGAUUAUGUAGUCGAUAACACGAAAAAGUUUACCUAUACCAACUCUGAUUUAUCUUACCCUAGAGGGAUAGGAGUAGACUAUAUGGGCAAUUUAUAUAUUGCAUCAUAUAGUUCUAGAUAUAUCCACCAAAUAACGAAUGGAGGAGAGUUAAUAAGAAAAAUUCCGGCUUCAACCAUAGGAAUUGUGAAUCCAUGGACAAUUCGUUUUGCAACAAAUAGUAACAAAAUGGUUGUCACAUGUUCGAGUACUGGCAAAGCAACAAUAUGUGAAUUUGUUUAA